CGCUCUUUCUUUUGUGUACAUUCAACAGCAUGCCUUCGAUCAAUCGCUGCUUGCCCGCGCUCAGGCGCAUUCGAAUCGCGAACCAGACAUUCCAGCAAUCGGCACAACUUCGAGCAGUUCAACGAGCAUCGCAAGUACGAUGGCAGCACGCCGAGGCAAAGGCAACGACUACCGCCUCCAAUGCAGAACAUAAUCCACCAGAAUCGCGAUCAGGAGUGCCAAACAAGAAGCAGAUCAAGUUUACCUCCGAAUCAUACCCCCAGCUCAAGCGAGACUCACGCUUCAAAGAGUUGACGACAGACGAUGUGAAAUUCUUCAAGGACGUCCUCGGCUCAGAUAAUGCCAUGAUUGAUGGUGUCAGCCAAGAUGCUACCAGUGAGCUCGAGGCAUUUCGAGCAGACUGGAUGCGCAAGUUCAGAGGUCAGACGAAGCUAGUGCUCAAGCCAGGCUCGACAGAAGAAGUCAGCAAAAUAUUGAAAUACUGCAACGACAACAAGAUCGCCGUCAACCCGCAGGGAGGAAACACUGGUCUUGUGGGAGGCUCAGUGCCGGUCUUCGACGAGAUUGUCGUUAAUCUCGGCCGCAUGAACAAGAUCCGUGAAUUUGAUCAUGUAUCUGGAAUCCUGGUGGCUGAUGCUGGCACCAUUCUCGAAGUUGCUGACAACCACCUCGCCGAGCAUGGCCACAUCUUCCCGCUCGAUCUCGCAGCAAAGGGUACAUGUCAGAUAGGUGGUAAUGUUGCCACAAAUGCUGGAGGUCUUCGCUUGCUUCGUUACGGUAGCUUGCACGGGAAUGUUCUCGGCAUUGAAGCUGUAUUACCUGAUGGUACUAUCGUGAACGACCUCGGUAAGCUUCGCAAGAACAAUACUGGAUAUGAUCUCAAACAGCUCUUUAUUGGUGGCGAGGGCACGAUCGGCAUCAUCACAGCAGUCUCUAUCCUCUGUCCUCAACGAUCACCUGCUGUCAAUGUCGCCUACUUCGGCCUAUCAUCGUACGAAAAAGUGCAAGAAGCUUUCAAGGAGGCAAAGAAGUCAUUGCAAGAGAUUCUUUCCGCUUUCGAGCUUAUGGAUGGCAAUUCGCAGAAGAUCAUGACGCGUGCUUCUGGACGCAAGCUUCCUCUUGAAAAUGAAUACCCCUUCUACUGCCUCAUCGAGACAUCAGGAUCGAACGAGGAACACGAUAGCGAGAAGAUGUCGGCAUUUCUAGAGCAUGUCAUGGGUGAAGGCAUCGUCGAAGAUGGUGUGCUGGCGGAGAAUGAGACGCAGGCAGCAAAUCUAUGGGCAUGCCGAGAAGGUGUCAGCGAAGCAUCUCAGCACUUUGGUGGAGUCUACAAGUAUGACGUGUCGAUACCUUUGCCCGAGCUUUAUCAGCUCGUGGCCGACUGCCGGCAACGAUUCAUCGACAAUGGCAUGAUGGACACUGAAGAUGAGAGCAAACCAGUCCUCGAUGUCAUUGGCUAUGGACAUAUGGGUGACUCGAACUUGCAUCUGAACGUGUGCACAAGAUGGUACGACAAGGAGGUCGAGAAGGCCCUUGAACCUUGGGUAUUUGAAUGGAUUCAGAAGCGCGAAGGCAGCAUCUCUGCUGAACAUGGUCUUGGAUUGACGAAGAAGGAUUACAUUGGAUACAGCAGAAACCAGACUAUGAUCGAUCUCAUGAAGCAGAUCAAAAACCUAUACGACCCGCCGCCAAAGAGUGCGGCAGGAAGCACGCCGAGAAUCGUCGCCUUUAUCGAGCGAAGUGGCAGUUCGCACCAAAGAAUCUUCCGCCAUAUUCAACGAAUCAUCAAGAAUGCGGACAGGAAUCUUGACGCAGAGUCGCACGGCACGGUCAAGCAAAGUCUGCAUAAUCGCGAUCUUCACAGCGCAACGUCUAUGUUCACAAGGCCUAGUUUAUAA
This is a messenger RNA of Pseudocercospora fijiensis CIRAD86, 1898 nucleotides long. RefSeq lists its product as uncharacterized. The record is from RefSeq and is a predicted model, not a curated record. The transcript is spliced from 5 exons. Gene Ontology annotation, molecular function: FAD binding; catalytic activity. The coding region runs from base 30 to 1898 and encodes 622 amino acids. NCBI's taxonomy places the organism in Eukaryota, Fungi, Ascomycota, Dothideomycetes, Mycosphaerellales, Mycosphaerellaceae. Gene Ontology annotation, cellular component: mitochondrion.